UUUAUCUGGUCUUAUUACUGAUGUUUUGUGAAACGUUUUAAAGAAGGAGUUGCAUUUCUGCUUUAUUUUGAUUUAAUGAUAUUGGAUUUUUUCAGAGAGGGAGCCCUGAACAUUUUAUUUUUGUUUACAUCCACACUUUCCUACACAACAUUGGCUACCUGGAGGACUACCUAAACCUGUGUGAUGUGAUACAAUCUAACUAAAUAGGCUCAACAUCGACAAGAUGAUCUCGUGGGGAGUCAUACUUGUGUGUGUGUCAUUAUCAUGGAGGCUAGAAACAGCAUCAUCCCAGACUCAUGAAGUGGUGUGUUCAGGUACGCAGAACGGACUGAGCUCCACAGGUUCUCAGGAGAUUCAGUACAAUCUGAUUAAGGAACGAUAUGAUGGCUGUGAGAUCAUCAUGGGAAACCUGGAGAUCACUCAGAUUGAGAGUAACUGGGACUUUUCCUACCUCAAGACAAUCCGAGAGGUGACUGGCUACGUCCUUAUUGCCAUGAACCAUUUUCAAGAGAUUCCUCUUGGCCAACUUCGGGUCAUCAGAGGAAACAGCCUUUACGAGAGACGCUUUGCCCUCUCUGUCUUCUUUAACUAUCCCAAGGACGGCUCCAACGGCCUGCGGCAGCUAGGACUCGCAAAUCUGACAGAGAUUCUGGAGGGAGGAGUGCAGAUUAUCAACAACAAAUACCUGAGUUAUGGCCCCUGGAUCUUCUGGCAAGAUAUCAUUAGGGACAACAGUGCUCCUAUUGAAAUCCAGUUCAAUGGAGAGAGAGGCCCCUGCCACAAAGCUUGUGGAGAUUACUGCUGGGGGCCAAAUAAGGACCAGUGUCAGAUAUCGCUUCUCAGCCUGAGGACACUGUAA
Notothenia coriiceps (black rockcod) is the source of this 859-nucleotide messenger RNA. Its product is annotated as receptor tyrosine-protein kinase erbB-4-like. The record is from RefSeq and is a predicted model, not a curated record. Lineage: Eukaryota; Metazoa; Chordata; Actinopteri; Perciformes; Nototheniidae. Bases 224 to 859 code for a protein of 211 amino acids. The transcript is spliced from 6 exons.